Molecule: messenger RNA, 884 nt
Organism: Nothoprocta perdicaria
Lineage: Eukaryota; Metazoa; Chordata; Aves; Tinamiformes; Tinamidae
Product: von Willebrand factor D and EGF domain-containing protein-like
Exons: 5
Biological process (GO): anatomical structure development
Cellular component (GO): cell surface; extracellular region
Molecular function (GO): signaling receptor binding
Source: RefSeq, a predicted model, not a curated record
UGCGCGCUGUGGCGCGCGGGCGGCGGCGCGGCCUGCGCGCCCCGCUGCCUGCACGGCGGCCUCUGCGUCCGCAACGGCAYCUGCCUCUGCUCCAAGGGCUACGAGGGCGAGCGCUGCCAACACGCAACUUGUUAUCCCAAAUGCAAAAAUGAUGGGGAGUGCCUCAGACCUGGAAAAUGCCGAUGUCCGCCUGGCUAUGGGGGUAGAUACUGUCAUAAAGUGAGCUGUGAAGGGGGCUGCCGGAACGGAGGGCAGUGCAUCUCUGUCAACGGCGUCGUGAAGUGCCUCUGUGCGUCUGGCUGGACGGGAUCAAGGUGCCAGGAAGCAAUUUGUCCUCAAGGCUGUCGGAAUAACGGAGCUUGCGUGGCUCCAGGGAUUUGUAGCUGUCCUGCUGGCUGGGUCGGUGGAGCUUGUCACUUAGCCGUGUGCAAACUGCCCUGUGAACACGGAGGGAAAUGCGUCGCUCCAAAYGUGUGCAGGUGUCGACCACCCUACUCCGGUCUCCAGUGCACAAAGAAAAGGAAGGAAUGAAGCAGCCUCAGUGAAGACGAGCUCCAUUUUCCUUGUGUAGCUCUUCAUAUAUAGAUGGCGUCCAGAGCGACACUCAGGGGGCAGGAGGGGGACGCAACGUGGGAACUGAUUUCAUGUAAUGGAGCUUUUUUCUGUUUCACAUAGAUUAAAUAAAGGCUCUUAUACAAUGGAAAAUUCUUCAGAUGGUAACAAAGGUGUUGUGAGUAUCUAAGUAUAUCCUGUGUAUAUAGUGUAUUGCACAGGUUGUUUUUUGUUCUUAUUUUCCUUCAGAAGCAGAAUUACUUUUUUGUAAUAGUUGAUAGAACUGACCUUGAAGUAAAAUUUGCUCUCUGAAUAAAGUACUUCAGAAUGGA